Molecule: messenger RNA, 396 nt
Organism: Talaromyces rugulosus
Lineage: Eukaryota; Fungi; Ascomycota; Eurotiomycetes; Eurotiales; Trichocomaceae
Exons: 3
Coding region: 1-396 (131 amino acids)
Biological process (GO): succinate metabolic process; mitochondrial respiratory chain complex II assembly
Cellular component (GO): mitochondrial intermembrane space; mitochondrion
Source: RefSeq, a predicted model, not a curated record
AUGCGCGUCUUCUCCCGCCUCCUCGCCGCCCCGGUCUCCAUUGGCUCCAAAGCCAGCCUAAACACCGAACCACUGGCCCUCCUCCCUCCCAUCCCGCUGUACCGACGCAUCCUACGCGCCCAUCGCAAAAAGCUGCCGUCGGAGAUGCGCUUGCUGGGGGACGAAUACGUCAAGAGCGAGUUUCGGGCGCAUCGCAGCUCGGAUAACCCGAUUCACAUUGUCGGGUUUCUGACGGAAUGGCAGCUUUACGCACAGGAAAUAGAAGGUGAUACGUGGAAAGGAAAGAAGCUGGACAAGUCCAAGGUGGAAAAAAUGAAUGAUCAGCAAAUCGGCCAACUUUACGAGCUUAUGCAAGCAAUCAAAAACAAGGAUGAGGGAAAUGAAGAGGAUCAGUAA